GAAAAAGAUCAUAUUUUUGCCAUGGAUCGUGAAUUUGACGUUUUAGGGCAAUACCGCACCAUUACUUCCAAGUUGAAAAGGCGUUUCCUCAAAAAGCCUAACGUUUCUGAAUCAAGUAGUCAAUUUGGUGCUCUUGCCAAGGAGCUGAAAAGACAAGACUGUCCACAAUAUGCAGGUUUCUGCAGUCUGGCCAAAGCCAGGUGUGAAAAUACGCUCUCAAACGCGACCGGGGAAGUCGAAGCACUUACCGAAGCGGCAAGAUUGUUUUUAGAAGCGGAGAAGAACUGCGUAGAACUUAAAUGCCCGGCGUUCGAGGAACACUUGACUGAAGCAAUACAUUUGUAUAAUCAAGCCAUUAAGAUCCACUGUGCCCAAGGGAACUCGGCUUUAGGGGCUUGUUUGUGCCUGGAGAUAGGAGACGCCUUGAGAUACAUGAACCGGCCCCACGAAGCUAUGGUCCACUAUCAGCAUGCAGCGGAGUUACAGCAUCAGAAUCCUAUAGAUGCUCUGCAGUCUAUGACAUUAGUGGCAUCAUGCAAAAUUGAUACAGGUAGAUAAUUUAACCUGAGGCAUGUUAAACAACCCACCCUAUCAGUGGGUAAUGGAACAGUUUCACUUACUUAAAAGUGGUUCUUAAAUGUUGCUUUGAUCAAUGUUAUGCAUGGUUCAAUUCUAUUUGCUCCAGACCAAUACCCCACACCCCACCCCCCAACCCCCAUCCCCACCACCAUUACCACCACCACCAAAGGAUACACCUUUUUUCUUACAUGGCGGUCUAUUCCCUCCCCACCCCCAUAAAUGCAGAAAGGGAGAAUUCCCCACCCCCUGGGCUCCUCAUCAACAACACAUACUUUGUUUUGAUAACAAUAUUGAUUUCCAUAUAAUUAGCAAAUCAAGAUGUUUUGUAAUAAAUUGAUGGUAGUAUUUUAAGGGAAAUUGUCUCAGGUUUGUAUUUCAUAAAAUACGGGACUGAGAUCUGUUUUUAAUAGGCCAUACAGCCAUUUUCAGAAAGAUAUGUUUCCUUCCUCUCCACUUGUAGGGAGGGUGGAAAUAUGGCUCCCUCAAAAACAUUGGUGUUUUUGGGUAGGUUUCCCAGGAGUGGGCAUUAGAAAAAGGGCAAGUAGGCUCACUCAGUUGUUUCAAAAUUUCUGGGAUUCUGUGGUUCAUGCAACCAUUUCCCCCCCUAUUCAAAUUCUUCUCCAUUGGCUUCUUUAGUUGAGACGCAACCGGAAUAGACUAAGGUUAUUUGUGUUUCAGGUGAUUUUGACGGUGCUCUGUCUGUGCUAACUGAGAUGGCUUAUUUUGCUGAGGAACGUGGAUCUGUGAGCCAACCCCAUGGCAAAUUACAAGGUCCAUAUCAAGAAAUCUUAGCACAUUGUGAAAUUGGACGAGUCCUUCUUCUUAUGUUACUGCAGCCCACACCUCAACGUAUUCGUCCUCAACAUGCUCAGAUACUUGAGAAAUACUCUGAAGGCAAUGUCACUGGGCACCCUGUAGAAUUUAUGAACAAAGAUUUGUUUCUGUUGCUUCAGUCUGUGGUGAUGGUUUGUCAGGAAGGAGAUGCAUGUGCUCUGCAGGAUCUUGAAAAAGAUCUAUGGACUUAUCUCAACCCUGAGCAACAGCAUCUUCUUCAUUUGAUUACCCUAAAAAUGUCAAACAAGGAACACUAAGGCAACUUGUAGACUAGCUUGCACAGCAUAUGCUUGGAAGUAAUAAGCGAAACAGAAUGGGAUGUGUGACAGAGUUAUGUGAGGGGAAAGGGAACACCUGCAAACAAAAUAAUAUUUUGCCCAACAUUUUCUCGGAUCUAACGUGAUAAAUACUAUCGAACAGAAAUUAUUAAGAUAUGUUUAUUAGUGAUCAAAGUUUUUCAGAACCAAUAAAAUAGUCAUUUUCAAGUAGAGUAGAAUAAUAUUAUUGGCAGUGAGUGCCUUCCACAACUUGGAUUUGGAAGAGAGCAUAAUGAAUAGCCUACAAGUGAGCUCUCAGUUUGGGGGAGUCACAAAAGGAGCAGUGCACGAAAGGAGACAUGAGUUCCCAUGGCUUCGUUGCUCACUCACACAUUGUCUUCUGGCUUCGCUUCAGGCUACAUAAUUUAUUUCAAGAAGUUAUGUGGGCCAUAUUGGUGUGUAAUAAGCCAAUCCUGUGGGAGUUAAUAUAAACUCUUUUCUUACAUCAGGACUUUCUAUUGAUCCAAUAAACUAACAUAACCAUAGCUCAGAUGUUUGAAAAUAGUACAUAC
Porites lobata is the source of this 2242-nucleotide messenger RNA. The record is from the annotation of a GenBank genome assembly. NCBI's taxonomy places the organism in Eukaryota, Metazoa, Cnidaria, Anthozoa, Scleractinia, Poritidae.